GGACCCGGAGACGCCGUCCUGCUACCCGUGGUGGGUGUGAGAAGCAGCCUUGCCUGGUGGGAUGGCAGGACUGGAUUUGUGUUAAGGGCAGGGAGAGAAUGUUAAUUUCUUUCAUUCUUUCUGUGGCCAAAACCUCGCUGCGCAGUGCCAGCCCCACCGGGCUGUGGGUGGCGCUGGGGCACAGGGCUUAGAGGGAAUUUCCCCGAGGCUCAGGGCUGCUGAAGCCCCCCAGGGCAGGCAUGGCAGCUGCUGUGCCCAGCGCCCCAGGGAUCUCGGCAGCGCUGGGAACGCCCAGGGUGCCAUCAGCGGCUGCUCCCCGCGGAACCCCAACCCUCUGUCUCUUCUCCCUGCAGCAGCCGCCCCGUGCAUCGCCUGCCGUUCCCGUGGGCACUGCCCAGUGCCCAGCCAUGCUGUGCCCCAGCCCCGUGGCCAGCGCCAAGGGCCAGGAGGAGCCCCGUGCCGCCGAGCCCAACCUGCUGUGGCUGACAGAGCUCACGGGCGCCCACCUCGGCCUGGCCCCCAUCUCGCAGGACCCCGAGGAUCGCUGCAGCAUCUGGGAGAACCUGGUGAGCCUGGUGGACUUCCAGUGCCCGGGCUUCCCAUUCACUGCCGAGGAGCUCUGCCCCUACAUCCACAUCCCCUCGGUGCCUGCGGUGCCCGCGGCGCCCGCGGUGCCCCAGGCCGUGCCCUGGGCCCCUCUGCCCCCCGAGGACGUGGAUUACAAGACCAACCCGCACGUGAAGCCGCCCUACUCCUACGCCACGCUCAUCUGCAUGGCCAUGGAAGCCAGCGAGAAGCCCAAGCUCACGCUGGCAGCCAUCUGCAAGUGGAUCCGGGACAAUUUCUGCUAUUUCCGCCGUGCCCAUCCCAGCUGGCAGAGCUCCAUCCGCCACAACCUGUGCCGCAACAAGCGCUUCGUCAAGGUGCCCCGCGAGAAGGGCGAGCCGGGCAGGGGCGCGUUCUGGAAGCUUCACCCUCAGUACGCCGAGAGGCUGAAGAGCGGCUCCUCCAAAGGGCGCGGGGCGCUCGCAGAGCCCAUCCCGCCCUCCUCCUCCUCGUCCUCAUCCUCCUCCGGAGCCCAGCAGGGAGCACAGCUCAGCCCCAGCGCUCCGGCCCGCAGCCCCCCGAGCUGCGUCGAGGUGAACGCGGAGCUGCAGCGGCUGCUGCAGGAGUUCGAAGGGAAGCCCGCGGGGAUCCAAGCGGUGCAGCAGAGCCUGCAGCCCCCGGCCGAGGGCUCCUGGCUGCCCGGCGGGGCCCCGGAGGAGCCGGCAGAGCUGACCGAGCUGAAGAGCAGCACUGACUGGGAAGCUCUGCUGAAGCCCGCCCUGGAGCAGGGAGAUUUCUCCACCCUCGAGCAGCUCCCGCCUCUCUCCCAGCCCGGGGAGUUCCCCCAGCACCUGGAAAAGGCUCAGGAGCAGCAGCUGGGCUGGCCCCAGGGGCAGCAGCAGCAGCAGGUCCUGCCCGAGCCCAGCCCCAGCGAGCCGGCCUUGGAUGAAACCCUGCUGGCCACGGCACUCCUGGAGGCUGCCUGGCCCGGAGAGGCGCCAGGGCCCCUCUCCAGCCUCCUCCCCGUGGAGCAGGGCGCUGAGGACAUCCAGACCUCUUUGCCCCGGCCCCAGGAGAUCCCAGAGGACCUCUCCAGCCUCCUCCCCCUGGCGGAGGGGGCUGAGGACAUCGAGGCCUCUUUGUCCAGCACGGAUCUCCUGGAUUGGGACUCUCUGGACCCCUUCAGUCUCUUUUAGAGACAUGAUUGUCUCGAAUCAUUAGACUGGAUUAGGUUAGAUUAGAUUUGAUACAACGAUAUUUAAUGGGAUGGAUUUAGGAGGGGCUUUGGGGUGGGUGUAGAUGGUUUUAUGGACAAGUUUUCAUUUUUACUGCCUUUUAUUCCGUUUUUUGCCUGGGGAGUCAGUUGAAGACCUGCACAGACACUUGGCCACUUUAAUUCUUUUUUUCAUUUUAUUGUCAGUUUUUGAAGAGCUAGAAUAAAAGAAACAAGGUGGGGAAGAAAUCCAGUUCUGCCUUCUGGAUUCCCUCCAGCACCUCGUGGCCCUGUCUGAGGCAGGGACUUAUUAGAGAUGGUAGAUGAUUGAUAGACAAUUGACAAGUGAUUGAUAAGUGAUUGAUAGCAGAUCGAUAGAUUAGAGAUGAUAUAUGAUUGAUAGAUUAUAGAUUUUAAAUUAGAGAUGAUUGAUAGAUAACAGAUUUUAGAUGCUAUAUGGUAAAUUAUAGGUGGAAAAUGAUAGAUGAAAUUAGAAUAAAUUAGAUUAAAUUAGACGAGAUUAAGUUAGAUGAGAUUAAAUUAGAUCCGUUUAAAUUAUAUAGGAUAAAUUAGGUGAGAUAAAUUA
Messenger RNA from Prinia subflava (tawny-flanked prinia), 2345 nucleotides. Its product is annotated as forkhead box protein J1-like. Gene Ontology annotation, molecular function: RNA polymerase II cis-regulatory region sequence-specific DNA binding; DNA-binding transcription factor activity, RNA polymerase II-specific. Gene Ontology annotation, biological process: regulation of transcription by RNA polymerase II. The record is from RefSeq and is a predicted model, not a curated record. The transcript has 2 exons. Lineage: Eukaryota; Metazoa; Chordata; Aves; Passeriformes; Cisticolidae. Gene Ontology annotation, cellular component: nucleus. Bases 240 to 1742 code for a protein of 500 amino acids.